CAUUCCAUUUUGCGACAUCCCCAUUUUCCAAUUCCCUUUCAACAACCAGUGCCUGCAAAUCGAGCCUACGACUGUUGUAACUUCCAAGGUUGGCGCUUGACCUCGACUCCCGGCCCACCGCCAUCCGUCAUCCGCCUCUCUCUUCUUCAUUUUGCCUUCAGUUUUCACGCUACUCUGGUGAAGGCCUCUUGUGUGUGAAUUGAAUAAUGGGAAAGGCUAAAAAGGCUGGUGCAAUAUUUAUAAGGCUCGUUUCUUCUGCUGGAACUGGCUUUUUCUAUGUGACAAAGAAGAAUCCCAAGAAGCUUCCAGAGAAGCUUGAGUUCCGCAAAUAUGACCCUCGAGUUAACCGCCAUGUAUUAUUUACCGAGGCCAAAAUGAAAUAGGCAAGAUACUGCUAUCUACUUUUGUAUUUCGUACUUUCUUCCAGUAGUGAUGAUAAUAACCAAGAUUGAUGCUUGAUUUUCUGGAAUGAUAGCUCUAGUAGUGGUUCAUAGUAUUGUUGAACACUAUAUAUGGAUCUUUGCUAAAUAACUCAAUUUUGCAUUACACCAUUUUGUGAAAUCCAUACUUGUUCAUUUUUAAGUGAAUUUUAAAAGUUUUUUCAGUUCUCGUAUUUUUUUGAUUCAUUUUAACUUUUUGAAUUGAUGAAUUUGUACCCAUAUCUACUUAUUAGUAGUAUUCGUUGUGUAGAAUUUUUUGUGCUAUUUGAAGCUAAACUUUUUUAAGUAGACGCAUUUACAUGGAAUGUUGUAAAGAUAAGAUUGAAGUUGUGUUCCAAGUGAUUGCGGAUUAAUUGCCACUUUUGAAGUUGUCGUGAAGUGAACGUGUCAUUCUUCGGUGUUUUGAUAUGGAAUACAGGUACAUUUUUUAUAGUUUUUGCAGUUUCUUGACUUCAUUGCUGAGUGAUAUUUGAUAUUUUUUAUUUCGUAGGUCUGUAAAGAGGUUAUCUGCACAGUUAGAGUGAGUCUUUAGUUUGUUGCUGACUAGUAAUAUUGCAUCCUUUUUAUGUUUUUUAUUAAAUAGUAUCACUUAUUAGUAGUUUGUCUUGCUAUUUGUCAUGUGUUGCCUUUUUUAUUUGGAGGUCUUUAUCGAGUCGAGUUUCUCCCUGACCGCCACCUCUUUAUCGCCUGCAAUAAGGGUAUGGUCUGUCGUCGUCUUUCCCACCCUAGACCCUUGAUUUUAGCUUCUAUGAGUGGCAUAUACUGGAUAUGAUGAUGAUGGUUAUGAUGACAAUCAGUCGAUCACUCAUUAGUUGUCCAGUGCCAAAUAGAAUAUAAAGUACAUCAAAACCAAUUUUAGAAGUCAAGAAACUGCAUCUAGGGAUUACGUAUAGGACUUGAUUUAGGUAGCACACAUCUGACCCUUGAAACCCCGCCUCGGUGAGGGCAUAGGUGGACUUAGAAGCCACUAUUUGCAUUGGAGAGUCUCAGUUUGGCUUCUUGUGUAGUGGCUUUUGAUUGCAAUUCUAUGAAUGAAGAUUUGACAAAAGAUGGUGACUUAUUGAUUGAUUGCUACUCUUUCCGUUAUUGGUUCUUGUUAUUUUUGGUUUGGGAGCUCCCUGAAUUUCAUCACAUGGCUCUUUACUUUAUCUUUUUGGCUGGUGUGUUUUCUCUUGGAAAGAGGGAUCAAGGAAAACUUUGUGGAGCAAAUUUAAGCUAUAGACUACAAAAAACGGUGUGAUUGCGACGAUUAGCAAGCAACGAAAAAUAAAUUGUCAUCAGAAAAACAAAAUCAGUGACGAAUUGGCGAUAGAAAAGCAAAUUGUUGCAAAGAGCAAAAAAGACAAUGAAUGGUGGUUGGUUUGUUGUUAAUGUCUGAAUAUAAAAUUAACACUUUGUCUAAUUUUAGAUCUGGUUCAUUCCAAAACACAAAAAGCUUCUCCCUUCCAAUCUCGAUGCCUUCUUCGGCUUCAAGGUAAGUAGUUUUUUUCCUUUUCCCAAUAUUUCAAGUUUUAAAGGGUGAAAAUGAGUGAUGGAAAUGAAUAGAGAUAUUUAGGCAGAUCAAGAUGGUGGAGGGAUGGGAAGGAUGGUAAAGGGGACGGAGGAAGUGUGGGUAUUUUAAUUACUCCUAUUAUUAUUCGUUUGCAACGAAAAUAUUGGUCUAUUAUGGUGACAAACAUUUUGGUCGUCAGUUUGUCGCUAAACGGCAUGUAGCGACAAUUCGUCGCUAAGCCAAAAUAGCCACUAAAACAUGGGAUACCUUAAUAGGAGUUUGCAGUUUAGAUUUGGAGUUCAGAUAAGAUGAUUAAGAUGGUAGUGAACCCAAUUUAUUCUACUUUUCCUCCAAAAUUAACAUUCGAUGAUGUAUUGGAUAGUUCCCAAUGUUUAUAUUCUUUUAUGCUCAAUCAUGUUAUAUAGUGUCACACUUAGAGGUGGACAAAUGAGUGAAAAUGACCCAUACAUUUAAAAAAAAUUUGAAUUAACUUGUCAACUAAGUUAAUGUGACAAGUUUUCUACUCUAUCAGUUCCUCUCCAUUUGCAUUACUUAUUAUUUUAAUUUAUCUCAUUUAUUUUACAUAUUUUCUUUUUUUGAUAAUGAUUUCAUUCUUUCUUUUAAUCUCGUUCACAAAUUUAUUAUUUCUUUUCAUCUUAACCAUUCAUUUAUAACAUUUACUUUUUUUGUCUUAUACUCUAAUUCAGUUGUCUUUUCCAUUAAAAUUUACCCAAAACUGUAUAGGUGCAAUCUCAGAGGAACAGAAUGAGUAUUAUAGUCUAUACAAUAAACAAUUUAUGGAUGUUCUUAACCUUACCAACCCCCCCCCCCCCC
Molecule: messenger RNA, 2766 nt
Organism: Amaranthus tricolor (Joseph's coat)
Lineage: Eukaryota; Viridiplantae; Streptophyta; Magnoliopsida; Caryophyllales; Amaranthaceae
Exons: 2
Coding region: 207-383 (58 amino acids)
Biological process (GO): translation
Cellular component (GO): ribosome; large ribosomal subunit
Molecular function (GO): structural constituent of ribosome
Source: RefSeq, a predicted model, not a curated record